This is a messenger RNA of Penicillium olsonii, 1698 nucleotides long. The record is from the annotation of a GenBank genome assembly. NCBI's taxonomy places the organism in Eukaryota, Fungi, Ascomycota, Eurotiomycetes, Eurotiales, Aspergillaceae.
AUGAGACUCUCUCGAUCACUGCUCCUGGUCAACAUCACCUAUGCUUGCGCAUUUGAGUUACCAUUUUCGGACCAAACACCGCUGAAAGUCGGAGAUCAGAGUCCUGAAUUCACGUGCGAUUUGCCACCUGCUCUCGAUCCUAGAGGAGAUGGCUUGCUGUCAGCAGCGGAUCUAUUCUCGACAGACGAGGCACGGGAAAGACAAGUGAAGCGUCACCAGGCAAUAGUGCGAGUUCCCUCUGUUUCCUACGAUGACCUGGGAGAGAUCGGGAAGGAUGAGCGGUGGAAUCCAUUUUAUGAGAUUCUUCCUGUUCUUCAAAAGUUGUAUCCUUCACUCCACAAGCAGGCAAAGUUGGAGAAGAUCAACACCUUUGGAUUGCUCUACACUCUAGAGGGUUCUGAUCCGUCCCUAAAGCCAACCGUCCUGCUCGCUCAUCAAGAUGUCGUCCCUGUUGCCGACGCAUCCACAUGGACCUAUCCACCUUUUGAGGCACACUUUGACGGCGAGUAUAUCUGGGGUCGGGGUGCAUCAGAUGACAAAAACAGCCUCACUGGAAUCCUUUCUGCCGCUGAAGGUCUUCUCUCCCAGUCAAAUUGGAAACCUAGACGAACUGUGAUCUUCGCCUUCGGUUUCGACGAGGAGGUCGGUCUCAAUCAAGGUGCUGCCCAGAUCGCGAAGGUGGUUGGUGAAAGAUACGGCAAUGAUAGUGUUGCUAUUAUCCUCGACGAAGGCGGUUUUGGCUCGCAGCCCCUUGAUGAUGAGACAGUAUAUGUGCACCCUGCGGUCACCGAGAAAGGGCACAUCAAUCUUUUCUUCGAGCUUCAUGCUAAAGGCGGCCACAGUUCUGUCCCGCUGCCCCACACAGGUAUCGGGAUUGUCUCUGAAUUAGUUGUCGCACUCGAGAACAACCCCUAUGAGCCGGUGAUUACCAAGAACAGCCCCAUCCAUAAGCGUCUUAUCUGCCAGGCGCGCUACUCCCCCAACACCCAGCCCGAAAUCGAGGCAUUACUGAGAAACAAUGACUUUGAUCGACUCGCUGUUGAGUUUGCCAAAACAUCCCCGCUGAAUCGUUUCGUUGUUCAGACAUCGCAAGCUGUUGAUAUAAUCGGAGGCGGAGUGAAGAUCAACGCCAUGCCAGAGGUCGUGACUCUUGCUGUCAACUAUCGUGUUGCCCAUCACCAAAGACCCGUGGAGGUCCAAGACAGAGCUAUCAAAGUGAUUUCGGAAGUUGUUGAGAAAUAUGGUCUCCAACUGAAUGCUUUCGACGGCGAUAGAGAAUAUCACGAUCAUAUAGCAAGUAUUUCUUCAAGCCGUUCGAAUCACCUUGAUGAUUUGAAUCGACACCAGCAGACUGGGGUCGAUUACAAUGGAACUCUGGUGGUGCGCGCCACGAAGGCAGAAGCAGCACCCCUGUCUCCUGCCAGUAGAUCGGUGUGGGAUGUUUUCUCGGGCACGAUCCAACACACUUUUGGAUUGGAGGGCAAAACCGUUGUCCCUGUCGGAGACAUUAUGACCGGCAACACUGAUACCAGACACUAUUUGAAUUUUACUCGCAACGUCUAUAGAUGGACACCGGCUGUUGGUCGCGGACUUGACAACAUUCACACUGUUGAUGAACGCGUAAGUAUUACUGACCACCUGAAUGUUGUCAAGUUCUACUACAAUUUUAUCCGCAAUUUCGAUGCGGCGAACGUAUAA